AUGGUGAGAUACCCGUGUGCUGCCUUGCAGAGAUGCUGGAGAAAACUUGCAUCUUCGAAAGAGCAAAAUAACUCCAACAUGUUCGCUACCUCAUUUCCCUGGCGUCAACGUCAACUACAAUUCCAGCACCGUGCGUCAAACGCUGCCGCAUCUGCAACAGUACCCAGUGAGCGGAUCCAAUCAACAAAGUUCAGUGCUGACGACUUCCAAAUCUGGUACGAGGAAGACAGUGAACAGCUCAGCCCCAUUGAUAAUCUAACGUAUAUGCCCACAAACAACCACAGUCAUGGAGAGUGCCCUGCCACGAUUGUCACGAACGCCGAAGAGUCAACUGAAACCGUUGGUCCCCGAGUAGCGGACCUAAUCGAGGUUUAUGAGCGGAUUCCCCAGCCAAAGGUGGAAAAUAUCAAACAACCGACACGACCAGGGCUUAAGGACAGCUCCCAAUCAGUGGAUCAGUCUCUACCGAACUCCAAAUUCAAGCUCCCUCCAAAGGAAGAUUUGAUAGCGGACGGCUUAGGAGACCUGGUGCUGAAAUUACGGGAUGCUGAAAGCAAAUUUGAACGAAGACAACGCUAUCAAUCAAUGUUCAAAGAUGCGCCCUUAUAUCAAGUAUACACUGAACGAUCCAUCCAACGGGACCAUGCGGCAAGAAAGCCAUUUGUUCGAGUGAGUUCAGGAAACGGGGCAUGUGGAACAAACAGUCUUGAGUUUGUCGAUACUAUUUUCACACAUAUCGACGACGAUGAAACAGAUGCGACAACUGAUAUUUUGCCGACAUGCGUUACCACGGCAUUGGAAGCCUGGAAACGUCAAGAAUUGGAACGUUUAUCCACCCAAUCGGAGCACAUUGAGAAAUCAAGAGGAAAAAGUCCACCUCCCGUGGUAACAGAUUCCAGAUCACGUACGAGUAAUUCGAGAUCGUACUCUUCCUUACCAACAUCACCUUUGCGUGGAAAAUCGCCAGUGCGAAGUCUCAGUGAUGCUGCUGAAAUGCAAGCUUUUGUCGCGUCUGUAGCCGGAACUGGUCCGAAUCGUGCAAUGUGGUGUAAAAUGCCACAGGUUGUAUCCGCAGGUUUGGUGGAUGGAUUGACAAAAAUACAAAGGAAAUUACAAGAGGCAUUGUUUGAAAUAUUGACGUCUGAAGCCUCCUACUUCCGCAGUCUAAACGUCCUCAUUGAGGUCUUCUACAAGUCCCCUUACAUGCAAGCUGGGAAGCCUGGCGCUGUCGUCUCGCCUGUCGAGAAGCACCACCUAUUUUCAAACGUUUUAGAAAUCCACAUGACAAGCGAAAAUUUUCUUCGUGCGAUGGAAGCCUGCUUCCGGGAGGACCCCUGGUUGAUGCAAUUGUGUGAAAUAGUUUACGACCACACGGAGACGAAGUUUGAUUGCUACAUAACCUACGUACAGAAUCAGAUGUACCAAACACGGGCACUAUGUAAAUUACGAGGUAACCCAGUCUUCUUGGAAGCAAUGCGCCAAGUACAAAGCCAACCCGACUGCGCGUUCCUCGAUUUGAACUCCUUUCUUCUCUUGCCCAUGCAACGAGUCACUCGACUCCGCCUCCUAACCUCCACUGUGCUGCGUUAUGCACCGAAGAACACCACAGUGUACAGAGGAGGUCUAGUAGCGUUGGCUGCUUUGGAACGAUUCAUCUCCGAAUGCGACGCAAAGAAGUCCUACAUGGAACAAAAGGAAAGGCUGAUUCAGCUGACUCAGUUGUUUGAAUACAAUAGUACGACAAAAACAGUUGCCACAGAAAGCAGACGCUUAAUCAAGGAAGGAGAACUUCGUCUUGUCACAGUCAGCCGUCAUUCGGGUAGUGCAUUUCAGCGCAAACUAUCUGGAAUUUUGAGGCAAAAGGUAGUCAAUGCCUCCCUUUUCUUGUUCAGUGAUCUUCUCGUGAUUGCCAAAAAGAGGAGCAAUGAUCGUUUGAUGAUCGAUGAAAGCUGUGCUCUCUCCGACGUCACCAUCAAAGUAGACGAGACCCCAGAAGGAGCCACUAUUAUUCGACAUUAUCGUCCGGCAUCUGAGUCAUCAGUGGACGCGUCAUACGGAUCACAACGAAUUUCAGCGUUACACGAUGAAAACAAUACAUCCAGUCCGAUGGAUACAAGCAAGAAUGGAGGCUUUUUCUUGUUCCCGUUUAGGCUAUGUAUCCGGGACGGUACCAAUCCACCAUCAGAAUACCGACUUCAGGCAAAAAGCUUGUCUGAGCGUGAACGGUGGAUUGAUGCAAUAUCACCUGCAGAGUAUGGAGCGUCUCAAGAAUUGCUGAUAAGAGAUUGCCCGCAAGUGUUGGCAACAAAAUCCUACUCCGCUUUGGAGGGAGAUGAAUUGGAACUGAAAGAAGGCGACUGUGCCAGCCUGCUGAUCAGUCUAAGCGACGGUUGGUGCAAGGGAAUGCUACCGGACGGAUCGAAGGGUUGGUUUCCAUCCAGUGUGUGUGUCCAAGUGGAAGAUGCAACUAUGAAACGAGAGAACAUGAAAAACUUCCUAAUCAUCGAAGAGGCACGCAAUGCAUAUGCACGACGAAAGGCUCGUGAGCAAUUUUCGCAAUUUCCCAGAGUCAAAAAUACCCAUUUUGCUCAUUUUUCCUGAGUGGCAUUCAACCUAAAAGAGUUCACUAAACCUAUGACUUUUAUAUUCGUACUCAGAGAAGUAAUAUUAAGUUCAUUCGCCAUGUGCCUUAUUGUGCCGGUGCCUUCCUUGAGAUUAUCUACCGCAAAGCUUCACCGUCGCCAGCAGGCGAUCGGUAUAUACACUUUGAAUGGAUUUUGUGUGAAAUGAUGCUCGGAUUCACUUAUAAUCAGAAGCCAGCCGCACAGAUACCGACCUUUGUUCGGGCAAUCAUUUUCUUUGAUUAAAUAUUCUUACUUAUUCUCAUUUCGUGUUCAUACUGACCGGUACAAACGAUGUCAGUAGGUCGAUGAACUUGCUGGCAAUAUUAAUCACUGUACCAUAGAAAAAUGAUUAUGUAUUGAUGGACAGAAUUCACAUGUUUGUCGCUGA
Dicrocoelium dendriticum is the source of this 3012-nucleotide messenger RNA. The record is from the annotation of a GenBank genome assembly. Lineage: Eukaryota; Metazoa; Platyhelminthes; Trematoda; Plagiorchiida; Dicrocoeliidae.